AUGUCCGCACAGCCCGUCAACGACGUCUCUAGCUUCUCGGGGAUCCUGAUGGCAAUCGAGUCGCAAUGCAAAGAGCGCGGUGACGACAUUGCCUCGCCUAUGAGUCACCUCAUCAUCAAGAAUCAACCAUUAUGGAAGAAGAAGGUCGAUGAGUGCGAAGCGGUGCUGGUGGAGAUGCUUGAAAUCCUGGGCACACUCACCAAGGCGAACAAGGCACAAUUGCUUGUCAAGGGCAACAGCCUUUGGGAGAAGCUUCAGAAAUCUACCACUCAGAUCGAGACGUCAAAGAGCUUCUUUAUAUUAUGUUUGCAACUACAGAAUAAUGAGGAUAUCAGGUCCUCUCAGAAGAUAAGCGGGAAGAUCAUGUCGUCACUAGAUCGUCUACGGGAUGAGCAAGAUCGCGCAAGGCAGGAGGCCCAAUUGAAGGAACGAAAGGAACAACAGCAUGGGAUGAUGGAAUGGCUUGGCUUCCCUGGCGAAGCGAUGCAAGAUGACCUAAUCAACACAGGACACCCAGACUCCUCUCAAUGGCUUUUUGAGCGCAAGGAGUUCAUCGACUGGCUCACAGCUGAUGGGCAGUCAAGUUUAUGGCUUCGAGGUCCACAGGGCUCUGGCAAAACCAUCAUUGUGUAA
This is a messenger RNA of Verticillium nonalfalfae, 633 nucleotides long. RefSeq lists its product as uncharacterized. The transcript is spliced from 4 exons. NCBI's taxonomy places the organism in Eukaryota, Fungi, Ascomycota, Sordariomycetes, Glomerellales, Plectosphaerellaceae. The record is from RefSeq and is a predicted model, not a curated record. The coding region runs from base 1 to 633 and encodes 210 amino acids.